CGACCAGCGUAGUGGACUACGACGACAUUCGACAGGGUUUCGGUAAACCCCAAAGGUAAGUUUUUCGUCUAUCUCUCUAAGCGCCUCUCGCUACAACCACUGGGAGACAUACUUUGGGCCUUGAGAUCGAUCAUACCAUCGCCGAUAUCUUGGUCGGAUCCACUACCAGACCCCUCCCACUUAGUAUUAUCACAAGAUUCUACAAGCUCUACAGAGAGAGUAGCCCUGCGACGUUGCGAUUUGGCCUUGUGAAUACAGGCAACUCUUUUUUUCUCUCUAUCACUUAUGCGCAUUCCAUAGGCCCCAGUGACGUCCGCGCCUCCAGCAUUCAGGGACUCUUAGGCAACGAGGAUGCCUCUGCCUGAUGGACCCCCAUCCUCACCACCAAGCGCUUCCACGUCCGCCCAGGAUAUCAUUGCCUAUUACAAAAAACAAUAUGAACAUCUCGAAGCUGAACUUGCGGACUUCCAGUCUUCCAGUAGGGAGCUGGAGGCUGAACUAGAGAAAGACAUUGAGGCUUCAGAGAGGAGGGAGAGGAAGUUGAAUGAAAAGCUAGAAAGUGCAGCAUAUGAAAUAGAGGAAUGGAAGGCGAAAUAUAAACAAGCCAAGACGGAGGCAAAUUCUGCGCAGAGUGCGCUUCAAAAGGAGAUUACGAGUCUGCGGGAUGGAAAUCGAACGCUGCAGCUGAAACUCAGGGAUAUUGAGGUUGCAAAUGACGAUUUUGAGCGUCAAGCGCGCAACACAUCGUCGUCCUUGGAAGACCUGGAAUCAAAAUACAACGUUUCCAUAGAACGGGGCGUUCUGCUCGAGGAAGAGAUAAAACACGGAGAGCAAGAACGGGAAACCUUGCGUAUUGAAAAUCAGCGUCUCCGGGAUGAGUUGUCUGAUCUCAAAAUUGAAGCACACAUUAUCCAGGAGAAGCUUCGCAAAGCCGAACUUUUGCUUAAGCAGAAGAACAACCUUACUCUUAGCCCAGGCCUUCCGGUGCCCCAUACUCCCGAUAUUUCCGAACACUCCCCUGCUACCACAUCGUCGUCACCAACCAUUGCGACUCCACCUACGAAGUCAGUUUCAUCUGUUGCAUCUGAUAUUCAAACCCCGCCGUCACCGCCUUUCUCGGAGUCAUCAUAUCGUCUUGCGAAAGCAACCACAACUCCUUCUAUACCACGCCCUCGAGUCUCUAUUUCUGAAUCAGGCUCAAGGCCGCCAUAUCCGUCGUCCAAGACGAGACACUCUCGGGGACCCUCCAUACCCACCAGCAAUGGCAACUCAACUCCCUCCGUCACCUCUCGUCGCUCUAUUACACGGUCCUACCCGACCCAACAACCGCCUGGGUUGCCCAGGUCUGGUUCUCUGUAUCAAAUCCGAGGCCUCAUCGGCAAAAUGCAAAAACUUGAGGAGCGAGUACAGUCUGCAAGAUCCAGACUUCCUGCACCAGUUGAGACCCCUCCAAAAGUCUCUCCCCGAACGAGCUCGGCUUUAGGCCAGAAUUACAUUCCAUCUUCAGUGACUAUUAGAAGAUCUUCUAGAAAACGGACAAGUGGAAGUGUUGCUAGCUCUCGUGAUGGGGAGUCUACAUCCUCUUACGGAAGAUCUUCCUUCGGUCUUAACCAAGGGACUCCAACUCGGGCCCCUCAAAGUGAAAGCAGACCCAGUAGUAGAGCCAGUGUCUCCAGCCGUAGUUCGAUCAGCCAAUUACCUGUUGCUUCAAGUUCCAUCCCGCAACCUCGCUCCGAGAGCCGACAAAGUAUCACAGGUUCACGCACACCGCUUGGUCAUUAUUCCACCAACCCAACAACAGAGAGCCGACGACCCCGCUCAUCUCUGAGUAACUAUAGUCAUUCAGUCAACAUGGGGUAUAUUGACGAGAAUGAGGACAUCACAACCCCUACUCCACGACGCAGCACGUUUAAUAAGGGAGAUCAUGUUUCCGGAAUACCUACUCCCGGUGGCUUAAAGAAAAGGGAAUCCGGAGGAAGUACCAACAAUCCACCUUCCAUGUUACCAACACCUCGUCGCAUUAGCUCCGGCGUCGAUCGACGUGAUGGGGAUAUGGGUCCCCCAGAAAGGAAAAAUAAACUCAGCGAAGUGGGUGAAAGUUAUUAGCCUAUACCAUUCCGUUCACGCAACGGAUUCCCUUCUCUUCAUUCUCGCUUCGCUUUUUGCUCUGCUGCAUUUAGCACGACAAAAUUAUACAUACAUGUUUGCGAUAUCCAUGCCCUUUGAUUUACGAUCACGGUUCUUAUGAUAUUUAUGGCUGGCAUUAUUCUCGGGGUG
This is a messenger RNA of Histoplasma capsulatum G186AR, 2277 nucleotides long. RefSeq names its product nuclear distribution protein NudE. The coding region runs from base 352 to 2106 and encodes 584 amino acids. Gene Ontology annotation, molecular function: microtubule binding. Gene Ontology annotation, cellular component: kinesin complex; kinetochore; centrosome. Gene Ontology annotation, biological process: microtubule nucleation; chromosome segregation; cell migration. The transcript is spliced from 2 exons. The record is from RefSeq and is a predicted model, not a curated record. NCBI's taxonomy places the organism in Eukaryota, Fungi, Ascomycota, Eurotiomycetes, Onygenales, Ajellomycetaceae.